Molecule: messenger RNA, 990 nt
Organism: Rhodofomes roseus
Lineage: Eukaryota; Fungi; Basidiomycota; Agaricomycetes; Polyporales; Fomitopsidaceae
Exons: 3
Coding region: 101-775 (224 amino acids)
Source: RefSeq, a predicted model, not a curated record
UCCCCGGCCCUCGCUCAAAUCGCACCCUCCCCACUCGCUCGACCGCUGGUCGUCCCCGCUCUGGCUGGCUAUCAGGGCGCGCACGAAGCACAGACGACCGAUGUCCGACACGCCCCUGCCCGUGAGCCCGAUCACCGGCAACUCGUCCGUCCUGCACUCGAGCAAUGGCCCGCCCCUCAUCCUCGUGUUCCUCGCGUCUGGCCUGCUCGUCGGCGCUGUCCUCAGCAUACUCGUCCUGCGGCACAUCUACCCAAGUCGGUUCGGGAGCCGCACGGAUGCCGUCCGUGUGCGCAAACCACCGCGUCCGUUAGGGGAACGUCCGAAACUCUGGGACGUUUAUGUUUGUGACGGCGCACGAGGCGCAGACGUGCAAUGGGAGUCGCUGCUGCCGUUAGCAGCCGCCUUCCUGCCCGACCCUUUGAACGAACAGGUGGACGUGCUUCCUUCGCCAUCACUGCCUGCUCAUCGUCCCCAUCCCUGGUCAUGGGUCGAGUGGUUGCACCGGCGAUUACGGCAUCGUCCCCGCGAAUCUACAGCAGAUGAUUUGGAGCAAACACUACCGCUUGAAGGCGAACGGCCUGCCCCUGAGCGGUUGCAGAUCGCUGUCACAAUCGCCAUGCCCUCGCGGUCAUCGCCCGUGCGCGGAUCAUGGACAUAUCUGGAGAAGGAGAAGGAGGGGGAGACGUCAUUGUCUGACCUCGAAGAAGACCGGGAUCUCUGCAUUGGGCUGGUCGAGGUGCCGGAUGUCCCGCGAUGCUUUGGGACGGAGACGUAGACCGGGUGGCGAUGAUCAUCACGACUUAUCGUAACGAGCGGGGACGACCUUGCACAAACGUAGAUCGCGCACAUAGACGAUUGCAAUGGUAGAGCUACGGGAGAUACAGUGCUGGUUAAGGCGACCAUAAUCUUCCGAACACGCUGCCUCGACCAGGGGCGCCACCGCUUCCCAGAAGCAUACCCAUGCCUUCCUGAAUUGCUACGCUCACCGGC